AUCACUCUCUGCGCAUGGUAUUGUUAUGUUUGGUAGUUUCUAAGCAGUUGUUGAACCGUGAACUUGGUGCCUUGAUAACAAUUUAGAAACGAUUUGAUCCCUAACAUGGCUCAUAACCACAUGAAUCAUAAUAUGGAUUCUGGAAUGAACACGUCUACAACGGCGCCGAUGACUCAUGAUCAUGGUGGUCACGGCGGUGGUACAGUCCACCAUAUGAUGCAGAUGUAUUUUGUUGUAAGCGAGAGUGCAACUAUACUGUUUGAAGACUGGAAAGUAGAUACAGCAACAGAAAUGGUUUUCUCCUGCCUUGGCAUUUUUGUUCUUGCUGCACUCUAUGAAGGCCUAAAGGUUCUUCGUGAAAUUUUGAAAAGGAGAUAUAGCUAUGUGGUCAGCGUGGAUUUAACAGAGACCAAGGUGUAUGGUACAGGGCCUAACCAAACAACUGUUGUGACUGAAUCAAAAGGAAAUCUUCCAAGGUCCAGAAUUUGCAAUUGGCAUCAUGUACUUCAAACAUUCCUUCAUGUUAUCCAAGUCACUCUGAGCUAUUUCCUCAUGUUGAUCUUCAUGACAUACAAUGUCUGGCUGUGUCUGGCGGUUGCUCUGGGAGCAGGCUUUGGGUAUUUUGUGUUUGGAUGGAAGCUGAACAAAGUGGUUGAUAUUUAUGAGCACUGUCAUUGAUUGAUGUUAUUCUCUUCCAAUUAAGUUCAUUGUUUGGAAGGGUAAAAGCAUUGAUAGCUGGUAUCUUUCAUAAUUUCAGUUUUGUUUAGUUAGUUAUUUAGUGUAAACAUUGUUUAUUUAAUUGAAACUUGAAGUUCAUUUCAACAAUUCCACACAAUCACAUUUACAAUGCUCUUAAUUUAGACUGAUCAGACACAUUAGCUUUCAAGAAAUGCUCUUAACAAAAUUUAUGCAUGGUUCUUUUCAAAUUAUCUCAUUUGAAACUUGUUUUGCACAACCACAACAAUUUUUUAGAAUUUGAUUGUGACUGAUAUGAAGAACAUGUGCACUGAGAAAGGAUAUGGUGAAACACACACUCGUUUUGCUGAACAUAGGGUUACAGAAAAUACCCAAAAGUAUCUCGUGUUCUUGAAAAAUCCAGGUGACCAUCUUAAUGGUUCAUAAAUAAAUUUGUAAUAGUUUACAUCAGGUAUCUCAGGAAAAUUGAUAGUACCAUUCAAGUGACAAAGUAAAGGGGAAUGUUUAAACAUGAGCUAAAAUUUAAGUAGUUUGUAAUACAGGCAACACUGUUUGCACUUUCUUUUCUAACUGAUUAGCUUCCUUUUUUUUUUUUUGGAAAAUAUUUGUGAGUACCAGUUUUUAACAGUGUGGUUGUAGAAAAGUGUUGCAAUUUUUCAUUUAAAGAAUGAGUAGUUGGAAUGAGUAGUUUAAAAUAACUUUUAUUUAAUUUAAUUGCUUGCAUAGGAUCACCCAACAAAGUUUCUCAGAGGUAAAUUGAUUUUCCAAACUGGGGAAUGUAUAAUUAAAAAUAUUUUUGUGGUUAAAGGUUAAGUAAUAGGGAUAUUUUUGUUUUUAUUAUGAUAUUCAUUAGAUUUUAUUUCUUUACUUUAAAUUAGAUAGAUAACUUUUAUGGGCCAUUCAAUACAUUUGAUAUAAAGUUAAUUAUGAUAAUAGUUGUGGGUACUCAGUGCAUGUUUAUAAUGGGCAUCAACAGAAAGAGAAACAGAAGAUGAGAAGUGCAAAGGAGAAGUGAGAUGAAGGACGGACUGAGGUCUAGACAGUGGGAGAUCAUGGGAAGUCCAGGCUCGACACUAAUGGUAGCCAAUUAGCCACGGACUAGUAGAAAUUCAGUUUUGGCUGGUGGUUUUCUAUUUCCACUCCAUUAUCCAAUUUGGCCAAUAAACAAGCUGAAAUUGUCGUUACAUCUAGGUUGUCAUUAGCCACUUGGCUAGUAAGUUGAAAAGUUAGUGUUGAGCUCUGGGAAGUGCCCAAGUCUUCCUCCUCCAAUGUUCACUUCUUGUCACACUGACUGCUUAUCUUGUUUCCCUGUCGCUGCUCUCUGCGCAGGGCAAAGACUAAGACUGUUACAGCUCAGCAUGGUUUGGUGUAGUUUUUGCUUUGUUUUUGGCUAGCUUGUGGUGAGAUUUGCUCUUUAUUUGUUUGCAUCAGUCUGUUGGUUUUGUUAUUGUUGGGCGCUGUAAUUGGGUAUUACUGUAUCCUUUUUUCUGCUAGCCUUUAGAUUAUUAGGAUCAUUAUAUGAGCAACCAGUUCACAGAAACUUGUUGUCACACAAUAAUAGCAAAAAGGGUAAAUAAGGGUGAUGAUUAUUAAUUUUGAAAAGAUGUAUUUAGUCCUGUACAAGGUUUUUGGAAAAUUUUUGCAUAAGGUGAUGUUGUAUUCUGAGGGCUUGAAUGAUAGAUGGAUAAGAUUGUUUGCAAUUUAAAAACAUAGUUGUGCACUUCUCCUGUAUGGUACUCAAGUUUGAGCCAGUGAGUUACAGUUUCAAGAGCCAGAGAUUAAAAAAAAUAACAAGGUCAACUAAGACUAAAUGAAAUUGCUACUGUGAUGUGCUGGCUUGCAUUUUGAGAAGACAGUUACUUCAGUAACUGUAGACUUCAGGAGUGCAACCACUGAUCUGUCUCAUAGUAUACUAUCUCUGACAGAAAAAAAUUUUGUGUUGAGAAUUUAUUCUGGACACAAAUUAUUCAAGCGAAUAAGUUUUCCUUUUUCCAUAAAUUGGAUCAGAAAUACUGAGAUAACCUUUGUUUUUUUUUUGUGAAGGAAAAUAUGUUUAAUAACUGCUUUUCAGCUUAAUUUGAUAAAGCCUAUUUUGCUAGAUCUUAUUGCAUAAGAAGGAAAUGUAUUUUUCAAUCGUAAAGGAUCAUUGAUAUUAAAUCAAUUGAAAAUUUCA
Molecule: messenger RNA, 2869 nt
Organism: Stylophora pistillata
Lineage: Eukaryota; Metazoa; Cnidaria; Anthozoa; Scleractinia; Pocilloporidae
Product: high affinity copper uptake protein 1
Biological process (GO): copper ion transmembrane transport
Cellular component (GO): membrane
Molecular function (GO): copper ion transmembrane transporter activity
Source: RefSeq, a predicted model, not a curated record